This is a messenger RNA of Esox lucius (northern pike), 397 nucleotides long. It is a transcript of the gene atp5mj, whose product is annotated as ATP synthase membrane subunit 6.8PL. The coding region runs from base 116 to 274 and encodes 52 amino acids. Gene Ontology annotation, cellular component: mitochondrion. Lineage: Eukaryota; Metazoa; Chordata; Actinopteri; Esociformes; Esocidae. The transcript is spliced from 4 exons. The record is from RefSeq and is a predicted model, not a curated record.
UAAGUAAAAUCUACCCAUAUGUCAAAAGAAGAAACACCCGGUAUCCCAGCAAGCUCUGCGAUUACACCAGACAGAAAUAGUGAGUGACCUUCUCAUAGUGCAUCACAAACAAAAGAUGGCAGGGCGGGCAUUUGCAAACUGGUGGACCAAGAUGCGCCCUUACUAUGCUGGGGCGUACCAGGAGAUGUGGGUCGGCUUGGGUAUCAUGACAUUGCUGUACUACAAAAUCUCCUAUGGUGGAAAGAAAGAAGUAAAAGGAAAGCCUGCACAUUGAUUUGGUCCUGAUGCUGAGUGGUCACCCCCUCCCUAUGUGAAAUAGCGCCCCAUGUGAAUGUCACCAUGUCUGUUUAUAUGGAACAAUAAAAUGGUCUGGUGGGAUUACUAAAAUGUUCAAAAA